Molecule: messenger RNA, 3099 nt
Organism: Cuscuta campestris
Lineage: Eukaryota; Viridiplantae; Streptophyta; Magnoliopsida; Solanales; Convolvulaceae
Source: the annotation of a GenBank genome assembly
CUAGGGUAUACUCAAUGAAUAUUCAUUUUAAAUCAAUCGAAUGUUUAUUUUGAAUUAACAAAAUGUUCAUUUUCAACCAUAGUACAUGUUAAUUCUAAAGUAUGCUCAGUAUAGUGUUUAUUCUGAAAUAGCGUAGUAUUAAUUCUGAAACAUGUUCGUUUUGUAACAAUGUAAUGUUCAUUCUAAGAUAUUUUAUAAAUUACAAGUUUGCCAUGAUGUACUAAGACGAAGCUUGCCUUUCAAAUGCCCCCUCUAGACUGUAGAGUAUCUUCCGUGGACCGUGGCAUCUUGCAAGCUGUGAACACAAUAUUUGCAAAAUUAGGGAAAAAGUUUCCCAAUGUUACCCAGACAUCUUGCACUGGUGGGGCAAUUCUGAACAAGAACGAUUCUGAUGAUCCUUUCAGCAACGAUAGAAUUAGGAUGGUGUCAUGUGAUUGCAAUAUCAGUAGCAAUACAUUCUGCCAUGUAACAGACUUUGACCUGACACGCAAUUACAUUAAUGGACCAAUUCCCCCUAUCUUUGGCCGAUUCCGCAAUCUCACUAUUUUGUCGCUUUUGGGAAACCGCAUUAGUGGAAAGAUACCAAAGGAGAUAGCUGACAUAUCUACAUUGGAGGAGUUAGUUUUGCAAGACAAUGAGAUUCAAGGACCUCUUGAUCAAAGUCUUGGAAAUUUGAGUCGACUCAGGAGACUCCUUAUAUCUGGCAACAAUGUCAGUGGGGUUAUACCAGAAUCUUUUGGCAAGCUUAAGAACAUGACAGACUUUAGGAUAGACGGAAACCCAAUAUCUGGUAAUUUUCCUGACUUUAUUGGCAACUGGACAAACCUGGAAAAAUUGGAUCUUAGUUUCAACAUGCUGAGUGGUCCAAUCCCAAAUGUUCAGAACAAAAAAUUUAAAAGUUGCGAUUUAUCCUACAACAAUUUCACAGAAUCAUCUGCAGUAGGUUGCCAGACCUCUACUUUGAACUUAGUCUCUACUCUCUCUAGCUAUUCAGUGGCUAAUAGUGACUCUGGCAAUUGGUGCUUGAAGAAAGACCUCCCAUGUGCAGGAGGAGCUCAAUAUGACUCUCUGUAUAUAAACUGUGGAGGAGGGAGUGCUGUAUCAUUUGAGGGUAAAACCUAUGAAGCAGACUCAACCCAAGGAGGCCCGUCUUACUUGUACACGUCAUCGGAUAGAUGGGGUUACAGUAGCUCAGGAGUGUUCAUAGCAAAUGAUGAUGUCAAAUAUCUUGCAACAAACACUCUAUCCUAUACAUUCAUUCAUGAUAUUUACAAAACAGCUCGGCUUGCUCCAACUUCACUCAAGUAUUACGGGUUUUGCAUGCGACAAGGGAGUUAUAAAGUUCGCCUCCACUUUGCGGAAAUAAUGUUCUCUAACAACUCUUCCUAUAGCAGUCUUGGGAGGCGACUAUUUGAUGUAUCAAUCCAAGGGAAUGUGGUCUUGACAGACUUUAACAUCGCGGAAGAUGCUAAGGGUGCUGGGAUUGCAAUCACAAAGGAGUUUGACAAUGUUCUUGUCAAUGGUAGCAGCUUAGAGAUACACUUGUAUUGGACUGGAAAAGGAACUAAUGCUAUUCCUAUGAGAAGUGUAUAUGGUCCAUUGAUUUCUGCCAUUACAAUCACUCCAAACUUCAAAACCAAUAAAGGGCUAGGUGUUGGAGCAAUAGUUGGCAUCUCAAUCUCUUGCUGCGUGUUCGUCUUGUUAAUAUUAGUUGUUCUAUGGUUGAGAGGGUACUUGGGGGGCAAAGUUGAAGAGGACAACGAACUGAGAACGCUUGAUCUACAGACGGGUUAUUUCACUCUUAGACAGGUUAAGACUGCUACAAAUAACUUUGACCCAGCUAAUAAAAUUGGUGAAGGAGGAUUUGGCCCAGUUUACAAGGGUAUUCUUUCGGAUGGUGGAGUUGUUGCAGUCAAGCAACUAUCUUCCAAGUCGAAGCAAGGAAACAGGGAAUUCGUCAAUGAGAUAGGAAUGAUAUCAGCUUUGCAACAUCCAAACCUCGUGAAGCUUUACGGUUGUUGCAUAGAAGGAAACCAGCUCUUACUGAUAUAUGAAUACAUGGAAAACAACUGUCUGUCUCGAGCCCUUUUUGGACGCCCGGAUCAGAGGUUGAGUCUAGACUGGGAAACUAGGAAGAAAAUAUGCAUGGGAAUAGCCAAAGGCUUAGCAUACCUUCAUGAGGAAUCGAGGUUGAAGAUCGUUCAUCGAGAUAUAAAGGCAUCCAAUGUCCUGCUCGAUAAAGAUCUAAGUGCUAAAAUUUCAGAUUUUGGUUUGGCUAAGCUUGAUGAAGAAGAGAAUACCCACAUUAGCACACGAAUUGCUGGAACUGUAGGAUAUAUGGCUCCGGAAUACGCAAUGAGAGGAUAUUUGACAGACAAAGCAGAUGUUUACAGCUUUGGAAUAGUUGCAUUGGAAAUUGUUAGCGGGAAAAGCAACACAAAUUACAGACCGAAAGAGGAGUUUGUGUACCUUCUUGAUUGGGCAUAUGUCCUCGAAGAACAAGGAAAUCUGCUAGAACUUGUGGAUCAGAGCCUGGGCUCCAACUACUCCAAAAAGGAAGCAAUGAGAAUGCUGAGAUUGGCCCUUUUAUGCGCCAACCCAUCGCCAUCUCUCAGGCCAUCCAUGUCUUCUGUGGUGAAGAUGCUGGAGGGAAAGAUGGCUGUGCAAGCUCCCGCAAUCAGGCCUGGGAAGCCAAACGGCGACCCCAGGUUUAAAGCAUUGGAGAAACUGUCACAGGACAGCCAUACCAAUUCUUCGUCCACAUAUUCUCAGGACACCACUAGUCAGUUGCAGAGGAGUGUUUCAGUGGGAGCCCCGUGGUCUGGUUCCUCACAAUCUUUUGCUUCAAAGGAUGAACAUCAUCAUCUUGAUGGUUCCUCUCCCACCAGAAAACUUCUUCCGGAUCUUUACGACGUUAGCAUUCAUUGAUUACAUGGAAAAGGCAGUCAUUGCUUUUUUUUUUGGUUUCUUCAUCAGAUCAAUGAAUAAUAAGUUCAUGUAGGUAUAAUAAGUGCACAAUUUUCUUUCAUGGGGUUAGGUGUUUGUGCUGUCUCACAUACUUGUAGAAAUGUUAAUUAAGAACAAAGGGUACACUCAGAA